Molecule: messenger RNA, 1879 nt
Organism: Spinacia oleracea (spinach)
Lineage: Eukaryota; Viridiplantae; Streptophyta; Magnoliopsida; Caryophyllales; Amaranthaceae
Exons: 11
Coding region: 57-1421 (454 amino acids)
Biological process (GO): mitotic intra-S DNA damage checkpoint signaling; DNA replication checkpoint signaling; cellular response to ionizing radiation
Cellular component (GO): checkpoint clamp complex
Source: RefSeq, a predicted model, not a curated record
UAGUUUUAGUAGCCUUUCCCGCCAAGAAGAACAGAGAGUUUGGGAGGAAGAGAAAAAUGGAGGUGAGUGUUAGCGGGAACGCACUGAAGACCUUUGCUCGCUCUAUCAACUGCCUUGCUAAAAUUGGUAACGAGCUUGCCAUUCAAGCUUCUUCUUCUCAGCUUGCUUUCUAUACUCUUAAUGCAUCCCGUUCUGCAUACCAAGCAAUUUCGUUCAAACCCGAUUUCUUCGAUGUUUAUUCCGUUUCCAGCAAUCAGCAAGUUCAGUUUAGCAUCCUUUUGAAGGCGGUUUGUGCUGUUUUGAGGACUCCUCUUUCAAACAUUGAUCAUUUGCGGGUGCAUUUACUGGAUACUGAUGCAGCUAAAGUGAAGUGGGCAUUAGAUUGUGUCAAUGGCAUGAGGAAAACCUAUUGGAUAAACUGUAAUGUGGAACCUGAUAUACAACAUUUGUCUCUUGACAAGGGAAGAUUCACGAGCAGCUUUGUUGUUAGGCCCCGUGAUCUCAACAGAUUGCUCUCCAAUUUUCAGUCUUCUCUUCAUGAGAUCACUAUUAUUGCUACAGAACCAUCCUCUUUGCCUUCAGAGGCCGAAAGUGAGAUUGGUGGGAAGGCUGUUGAACUUCGGAGCUACAUUGACCCAACAAAUGAUAGUGGUUCAUCGUUACACACUCAGCUGUGGAUAGAUCCAGUGGAAGAAUUCCUCCAGUAUGCUCACACUGGAAAUCCGGUAGAUGUUACUUUUGGUGUUAAGGAGUUAAAGGCGUUUCUUUCCUUCUGUGAGGCCUGCGAAGUUGAUAUCCAUUUAUUUUUUGAUAAGGCUGGCGAGCCUAUUCUCAUGACACCUAAAUUUGGUCUAGAUGAUGAUGGAUCUACUUCAAACUUUGAUGCCAAGCUUGUUCUCGCAACAAUGCUCACAUCACAGUUACAUGAAGGAAAUCCAACUGGCCCUGUUCCAUCAGAUGGUGCCUUGAAUGGAAGGGCUAUCAAUGAGACAGGACCAGAAGCUCAGCAAGAAAGAUCAAAGGUACAAGCCUCUGCACAUGCAUCUGAACACACCAAAAUAUGGUCUGACCUUUCAGCAACUGCUGCCAAAUCUGCUGGUUGCAGUGGUAGUGGCAGUAGGCAGGUUCAAGGCGAAGGAAACACCACUUCCAAUGAGCAGAGGGAACGUCAAAGGUUUCAUGAAAUGCACAUUUCAAAGGAUCCCCCCGAAAGAGAAAAUGCUGCUGCUGGUCCAAGUUCCUCCCAUCAUGUGGAAACUGAUCAACCAGUGAGGCAUCAAGGGAUUCAAGAAAAGGGGGAAGGCUUUUCCCAACGCCAUCCUAGUAAUUGGGUUGAUGCAGAUGAUGAUGAUGACGAUGAUGAAGGGGAAGACAAUGAAAUGUGUGUACAGUCAACACCACCAUACUAUGAAGAACAAUGAGAGUAAUCGGUUGCUGCUGUUUACAUUUCCAUGCAGGUGAUGUUCUACUUGUCUUACAGCAAAUGAAUGAAAUUUCUUAUAUGCAUAUGGGAACGAGGGAAUGAGGUUCACCGGCCUCUCACAUAAGAAGCUCAAAUACUCAUGAUGUUGUGAGGUGGUGCAACUACAUCUAGGUGCCGGCGUUCAACGGUGUGCAUAAUAGAUGCUUUGAAAGAAUACCUUGCUUGACCAUUUUUCCGGUUUUCUAAUGAGAUAAGAAGUGAGAAUGGCUUUGUAUAAUUUGAGAAUCAUCCUAUAAGGUAUGAGUCAUGCCAUAUUAUAGGUACAGGAAUUUUUUUUCUUUAAAUCAUCUAGUUAUUGUGAAAAUAUUUUAUUAAUUCUUACAUGAAAUAUCGUCAUGAAUCUGUAUUAUUUACCCCGUUUCUUAAAUAUUGUACCAUAGGUUUUUACGCUUCUAA